AUGGCGGAUGCCAAGUAUGCCCUCUGCCGAUGGGAAAAGCGAUGAUGGCCUGCGAAGGUUUUGGCCGGAACCAAGACUUCAACAAAAAAAAAAAAUAAGAGAAAAAAGGAAUAUUUUCUAGAUGUUCGAAUCCCCUCCCUAGAGGAAAAAAUUCAGGUGAAAAGCCCCAAAGUUGAUCUUGAGAAGUCUCACAUCGAGGCCAUUGCCUCCUCGUUGGCCUCACAGAAUGAGGUUCCCGCGGCACCCCUGGAAGAGCUGGCCUACAGGCGGUCGCUUCGCGUGGCUCUGGAUGUGCUGAGCGAGGGGCUUGUGUGGAGUCGAGAAAGCUCCACGGACACGGGUAGAGCUGAGCGGUCUCCGAGAGGGAAGCCCCCGGAACCCGUCUCCUCGCCUCGCGAUUCCAGCUCCUCGUCUCCUCCCGGCGGAGGCGUGGUGGGCAGUUCCGGACCUCACAGAAGGAGGGAAUGCGUGCAGCAGAGCCCGUCAGGGCCGUUCACUUGUGAAAAGGACCCCAAGUGCAAAGUGGACCACAAGAAGGGACUCAGGAAAAGUGACAACCCUGGAGGCCUUUCGGUCCUCUCAGCUGGAGAUGGUUCCCAGGAUGGGAGCCAGUCGAGAAUCCACCGCAAAAGUGGGACUCCCACAAGUAAGAGGAGAAGAAAGUCAGCACCGAAGUCCAGCCUGUGCCCCCGGGGGUCUUCCCUUUCAGAGAGUGGUGCGGAGGAAGACAGUGGGAGCGAGGCAGGCCGCUGGGCAGCUCCGUCCUCGCCCUGCGGGGUCAGAGAAGGCGAUCCCUGUGCCCACGCCGAGGGACGCAACCCCGGUCUGCCGUCGGGCAGCCUCACUGUGCCCCUAGCCCUUGAGCCCUCAGCCUGCCCGGAGCGCGGCGAAUGCCCUGCGAAGAAGAGGCCGCGCUUGGAUGGCAGCCAGAGGCAGCCUGCCGUGCAGCUGGAGCCCAGGGCCGCCGGGGCUGCACCGUCCCCUGGGCCAGACGUGGGGCCCAGGGAGUCCCUGACCCUGAGAAGCACUACCAGUCCCCGCCCGCCUCCCCGCGCCCCUGUGGAUGAAACCAGACGUCCUCGGCCGGAUUCCCAGAAGCUGGAGGAAGAUUGCCAGUCUUCCGAAGUGUCUGUGAGGUCGAAUUCGAUGCGUUCUAUACUGGAGGAAGACGAGGAAGAUGAGGAGCCACCAAGAAUCCUUUUAUACCACGAACCACGGUCGUUUGCAGUAGGAAUGCUAGUCUGGCUUAAAUACCAAAAAUAUCCCUUCUGGCCAGCAGUGGUCAAGAGUGUCCGGCGGAGAGGUAAGAAAGCGAGCGUGCUGUUCAUCGAAGGGGACAUGAACCCGAAGAGGAAAGGUAUCACAGUGUCCCUUAGAAGAUUAAAGCACUUUGAUUGUAGACAGACACUUCUGAACCAAGCCAGGGAGGACUUCGGCCAGGCCAUCGGCUGGUGUGUCUCCCUCAUCACCGACCACAGGGUCCGGUUAGGCUGCGGGUCUUUUGCCGGCUCUUUCCUGGAAUAUUACGCAGCUGAUAUAAGCUAUCCUGUCCGAAAAUCCAUCCGGCAGGACGUCCUGGGGACCAAGUUUCCUCAGCUGAGCAAGGGGAGCCCGGAGGAGCCGGCGCUGGGAAGCCCCCUGGGGCAGAGGCAGCCCUGCCGGAAAGUGCGCCCUGACCGCUCUCGGGCCGCCCGGGACCGGGCCAACCAGAAGCUGGUGGAGGCCAAGGGCGCAGAAAGCCACCUGCGGGCCACCCUGAAGAGCAGGAAGCCGUCGCGCGGGCUGCAGAUCUUCCUGAGCUCCAGCCAGGACGUGACCUGCGUGGAGACCUACCUGGAGGACGAGGGACAGCUGGACCUGGUGGGGAAGUACCUGCAGGGCGUCUACCAGGAGGUGGGCGCCGAGAGGCUCCGGCGCACCAACGGCGACCGGAUCCGCUUCAUUCUGGACGAGCUUCUGCGCGAGGCCAUCAUCUGCGCGAUCUCCCCAGGGGACGAGGUGGACUACAGGACGGCCGAGGAGAAGUACAUCAAGGGGCCCUCGCUGAGCUACCGGGAAAAAGAAUUAUUUGACAAUCGGCUCCUUGAAGAGCGGCGCCGGCGACGAUGGAGCAGCGGGAGCCUGGUGGCGGGAGCGCCUCUGGUGUGCACGAGCGUUUCUGAAAAUGCGGGACUCGGGGCGGGGGGUGGGGGGUGUGGAGCGCAUUCGCUUUUGGAGCCGUCUGUGUUCUCCUGCGUGGCAGUCCUGAUGUCCAUACUUCCGGAGAAUCCAUUUCGUCAACACUGA
This is a messenger RNA of Saimiri boliviensis boliviensis (Bolivian squirrel monkey), 2286 nucleotides long. NCBI's taxonomy places the organism in Eukaryota, Metazoa, Chordata, Mammalia, Primates, Cebidae. The record is from RefSeq and is a predicted model, not a curated record.